Messenger RNA from Ciona intestinalis (vase tunicate), 1244 nucleotides. The record is from RefSeq and is a predicted model, not a curated record. NCBI's taxonomy places the organism in Eukaryota, Metazoa, Chordata, Ascidiacea, Phlebobranchia, Cionidae.
CCGGGCCCCGCCGGGCGUGUUUUAGUAGGACCCACUCGUACUGACUACGGAAGUGCAGAACAGCGGUUUCUGUGUAGGGAAAACCCCUCAUACCAUACUGAAGUGUCACGUCUCAAAGUAAAGCAAGAUUCUGUUAUUUUGUAUUGAAUGGUGAUGUCACCAUAUAACCACCAACGUCUUGAGAGCAACACGGAGGAAAACCCUAGACAGAAGUAUGCAAAAAUAUACAAUGGCAUUGGUAUAACCAAUAUUGUGCUGGGAUGCAUUGCUGCUGUGUUAGCCGUCACAGGACUUGCAUUUGAAAGCUACUCUUGUUGUAACCGAGACAUAGCUGCUGGGAUUUGGGGCGGUGUGAUGUUAAUAAUUUCUGGAACAAUUGCUGUGAAUACUGCAAGAAUGAUGACCAAAUGCAUGCUUGUGCUUACAAUGUUGGCUUCAGCAAUAUCUGCAGGUGUUGGGCUCGCUAUGUUUGGGGUGGAACUUGCCUUCGCUGUGAAAAUGAACAACCAUAAUUAUUGGCAGUAUUACUAUGCCAAGAUUGUUCUGCUUGUAAUACAUGGUGUGCUGUCGUUUAUUGGAUUCACUGGAAUGAUUCUUUCAAUUGUGAACACAGUGUACAGCAGUUAUGCUUUAUGCACUGGCCAUUCUGUCAGCUUUUCUAUUCAAAGAGACCAGAAUGGCUUUGCAACUGUUACUGUCACACGUACCAGCCCUGGUGAUCAAUCCAACCCCGAAUGCUCUGCUCAACCACAGGAUAAUAUUGAAGAAUACGAAAACAUUCCAACCCAGCAGGAGAUAUCUCAGAACCGGUCACCUCCAGAGAGACCUCCUCCCCCAUAUGCGGCUUUGUCAGAUCAAAAACAACCCCCUGUAUAAACCAACCAACCAACCCUUGAUUCAACUCAUUAAUAAAUCUCACACAAUAAGAACAUUGUAAUCAUAUAGUUUAUUACCAGUGUCAAAUAUAUUUGAAGCAAUUGCAAAUCAAGGACAUUACUUGUAUGAUGUUUCUCUAUUUUUUAAAACAAAUUGUUGUGCAAUUGGCGAUUUCCGAAUAAGUUUAUUAAAAACAUGCUGUAACAAUUUUUUUUGAAGUGACAAGUAUCUCUGUUAAUUACCAACUUUUAUUGAGUUUCUGUAUAUAAAACAUUUUUUUGCAAUUAGCGAACUAUUUCUGCUUGCCUUUGUAAUUGUAGUGUCAUAUUACUUAACACCUGGAUCUUGUUCAUUUUGCAUUAUGUCAG